Molecule: messenger RNA, 1417 nt
Organism: Mus musculus (house mouse)
Lineage: Eukaryota; Metazoa; Chordata; Mammalia; Rodentia; Muridae
Gene: Crisp3
Product: cysteine-rich secretory protein 3
Exons: 8
Coding region: 56-781 (241 amino acids)
Cellular component (GO): extracellular region; transport vesicle
Source: RefSeq, marked validated
GUCACCUUUCUUCUUCCUGCAGGACAACACCUCAUUCUACUCUGAAGCCAGCACCAUGGCAUUAAUGCUUGUGCUGUUCUUCCUGGCUGCUGUACUGCCCCCAUCCCUUCUUCAAGAUAACUCUCAGGAGAACAGUCUUGAGAAACUUUCAACCAGUAAAAAAUCAGUCCAAGAAGAGAUUGUAAGCAAGCACAACCAAUUGAGACGAAAGGUUUCUCCAUCUGGCAGUGACUUACUAAAUAUGGAAUGGAACUAUGAUGCUCAAGUGAAUGCUCAGCAACGGGCAGACAAGUGUACAUUCAGUCACAGUCCUAUAGAACUCAGGACAACUAAUUUAAAAUGUGGUGAGAAUUUGUUCAUGUCAUCUUACCUUGUACCAUGGUCUUCUGUAAUCCAAGGAUGGUAUAAUGAAUCCAAAGGUCUUAUAUUUGGUGUGGGCCCAAAGCAAAAUGUUAGUGUGGUUGGACAUCAUACUCAGGUUGUUUGGAAAUCAAAUUUACAAGUUGCAUGUGGAGUUGCUGAAUGCCCUGAAAAUCCACUGAGAUACUUUUAUGUUUGUCGCUAUUGUCCUGUAUUGAAUUACAGUGGCCAUUAUCCAAGCAGGCCAUACCUAGCUUACACAGCAAGAGCACCAUGUGCCAGUUGUCCUGAUCGCUGUGAAGAUGGACUGUGCACCAAGAGUUGUCAAUAUAAGGAUAUGUCUUUUUGGUGUAAACGUCUGGAAUACGUCUGUAAACAUCCAGGUCUUAAAAAACGUUGCCUAGCUACAUGCCAAUGUUAAGGCAAAAUUCACUAAAUUUCCUGUCCAGGCUGCCAGGACCAAGUAGAGAAAGGUCAUACUCUCUAGUCAGGCUUAUCACAUCCCACCAAGAAUAUAUAGAUUUAAUACAUUGGAACAAUUCCAGAUGGUAAAGAUUCUGUUUCUUCUUCUAUUUCUUUCUAUUUUGCAGAUAUCAUUUACCCCAAAUAUUUUAAAGUAACAAAAUUGAUAAUAACCUUUGGACCUUGACAUUUGAAAUCUGUGACACAUUCAUGAAGUCAAAUCUAGCCAAUGACUAUACAUUGUCUGUAUGACUAAAGUCACUAAAACUCAUAUGACUAAUGUUCCAAGAGCACAAUGAAGUAAGGGAAUAGAAAACAUAUAGUUCCUGUGUAAUGGUCAGUCAUCUUUUGUAGCUCUACCUAGUUAAGUCUCUCUGAAGAAAAUUCACAUUGUCUUUUUUUUUUUCUCACUAUUCAUUAUUCUUCACAUUCAACAUAAUCAGUGGUUUAAAUUCUAAAAUACCAUUUACAUUUUAGUUGUUUUUUUUUCUAAGAAUGAUAUAAAAUGUACCUUAAUGAGAAGAAUUUGCUUGUUCAGGGGACAAUGACCUUUGUUGCUUUAGAAAAAAAAUAAAUCUUAAUCUUGGCUUAUUAA